This is a messenger RNA of Pipistrellus nathusii (Nathusius's pipistrelle), 189 nucleotides long. Lineage: Eukaryota; Metazoa; Chordata; Mammalia; Chiroptera; Vespertilionidae. The record is from the annotation of a GenBank genome assembly.
AUGAGCUACUAUGGCAGCUACUACGGAGGCCUCGGCUACGGCUGGGGUGGCCUUGGCUAUGGCUAUGGCUCCGGCUGGGGCUGGGGCGGCCUUGGUGGCCUGGGCUGUGGCUGUGGCUACAGAAGGUAUGGCUGUGGCUGCUGGCGCCCGUGCUGCUGUGGGGGAUACGGAUACUCUGGCUUCUACUGA